CUCGCAGAAAUUGCUGCCUUUUCUUUGCCACCGAAGACCUAGAAGGCUCAGUGGGUGCCCUCGCUGGGCCUCACGGCUUCUCCUCUGCUUCUCCCUUCGGAGGACACCGAGUCCAGCUGUUCUGGUCCACUCCCCAAGGCAGCCAGACUAGAGGAGGGGCAGCAGAGCCUAGCACGUCAUUUCUCCCUCAGGAAAUGGUCAUGGCUUCCGGCUUCCUGGACCUGAGGCUCCCACGGAGGAAAUGACUGUCAGGGAUCUUGCUCCAGAUGUGUUAGAGACUGAACUUUGCAUGGUGUGAUCUUGCCCAGGACAGGAAAUUUUCUCUCUUUGAAGGGCUUUACAUUUGUAACAAAGAAAAUUAAAGAUGACGACCUCGUCUAUCAGACGCCAGAUGAAAAACAUUGUGAACAAUUACUCAGAAGCUGAAAUAAAAGUCCGAGAAGCCACUUCCAAUGACCCGUGGGGCCCUUCCAGCUCUCUGAUGACUGAGAUCGCUGACCUGACCUACAAUGUGGUGGCCUUCUCAGAGAUCAUGAGCAUGGUGUGGAAGCGGCUCAAUGACCAUGGCAAGAACUGGCGGCAUGUGUACAAGGCGCUGACGCUGCUGGACUACCUCAUCAAGACCGGCUCCGAGCGCGUGGCCCAGCAGUGCCGCGAGAACAUCUUCGCCAUCCAGACCCUGAAGGACUUCCAGUAUAUCGACCGUGAUGGCAAGGACCAGGGCAUCAACGUGCGUGAGAAGUCAAAGCAGCUGGUGGCCCUCCUCAAGGAUGAGGAGCGUCUGAAGGCUGAGAGGGCCCAGGCUCUCAAAACCAAAGAGCGCAUGGCCCAGGUCGCCACCGGCAUGGGCAGCAACCAGAUCACCUUCGGCCGUGGCUCCAGCCAGCCCAACCUCUCCACCAGCUACUCGGAGCAGGAGUAUGGCAAGGCUGGGGGCUCGCCGGCCUCCUACCAUGGCUCCACUUCUCCGCGGGUGUCCUCCGAGCUGGAGCAGGCCAGGCCCCAGACCAGCGGAGAGGAGGAACUGCAGCUGCAGCUGGCGCUCGCCAUGAGCAGAGAAGUGGCUGAGCAGGAAGAACGCCUCAGGCGGGGUGAUGACCUCAGAUUACAGAUGGCCCUAGAAGAAAGCCGAAGAGACACAGUUAAAGUUCCAAAAAAGAAAGAGCACGGCUCCCACCCACAGCAGACCACGCUAUUGGAUCUAAUGGAUGCCCUUCCCAGCUCAGGCCCUGCUGCCCAGAAAGCAGAGCCCUGGGGCCCAUCAGCUUCAGCUAAACAGCCCAACCCCUGGGGCGGGCCAGUGGCCCCAGCCAGCACAUCGGACCCCUGGCCAUCAUACGGUGCCAAGCCAGCUGCCUCUAUCGACCCGUGGGGGGUGCCCACUGGGACCAGCACACACUCCAUCGCCAAGAGCUCAGACCCCUGGGCAGCCCCGCAGCAGCCUGCCUCCAGUGCUGGGAAAACAGCCGACGCCUGGGCCGCAGCCUCCACUGCCAAGCCUGUGUCCACCUCUGGGGCCUUUGAUCUCUUCAGUAAUUUGAAUGGUACAAUUAAAGAUGACUUUUCUGAAUUCGACAACCUCCGAACUUCAAAAAAAACAGCCGAGGCGGUGGCCUCUCCGCCAUCCCAAAACAAUGGAACUGCAAGCCCUGACCCCUUUGAGUCUCAGCCCCUGACCGUCGCCUCGAGCAAGCCCAGCAGCACCCGGAAAACACCCGAGUCCUUCCUGGGCCCCAACGCAGCCCUGGUGAACCUGGACUCACUGGUGACCAGGCCAGCCGUGCCAGCCCAGUCCCUCAACCCUUUCCUGGCACCAGGUGCGGCUGCAGCUUCGGCCCCUGUCAACCCCUUCCAGGUGAACCAGCCCCAGCCACCAACGCUGAAUCAGCUGCGGGGGAGCCCAGUCCUGGGGUCCAGCACGUCCUUCGGGCCUGGCCCAGGUGUGGAGCCCAUGGCUAUGGCCUCUGUGACCUCCACGGCCUCACACCCAGCUCUGGGAGCCAGCAGCUCCUCCCUGACGCCACUGGGCCCCACCACAAUGAACAUGGUGGGCAGUGUGGGCAUCCCCCCAUCGGCAGCUCAGGCCAGUGGCACAACCAACCCUUUCCUUCUCUAGUGCCCGGGCCUGGGACCUGCCGCAGAGCGAGUGCCCAGAACAUCUCUGCCCGAGGGUGCUGAGCAGGGACUGUCCUUUGUGGAAUGGUAUCUCAGAGUUGGGGCGGCUAUGAGGGAUCUCCAGUUCUGGCCCCCUGAUAAGGGGUUGUCUUUACAGCCCCGACCCUCGGACUCAGUGGCGGCAGGUUUGCUGAGACAUCGGACACAGCACGCAGGUCUCCAAGCCUUCUGAGGCGGCCUGCUCACCUGUCCCCCGUCUGCAGCCUGCAGCACACGGGAGGGUCCCUGCCCCAGCCCGGCCACCCUCACUGCUGCCUCCCAUGUACGGGGUCCUGGCUCCUGUGCAGAUCAGCUGGCGCUCUGGGGCCCUGGACGAGGAGGCGGGAGUCCUCAGUGUUGCCCUUGCCCCCAGCCUCAGCCUGAGGGUCUCUGAGCCACUGCGUCCACCCAGGACUUGGGACGGCCACCUUGUCCUUGCCCCCCAGCCCUAGCAACACCCCAGGCAGUCCCAGGUGUGGACAGAAUGAAGUGCCGGCUCCGUUAGACACUGACCUUUUGGGGAAGUGGUUGUGUAUAUUUUACUUUUCUUUGACUCGUGUGUGAGUUCAAAGUAAACACUCAGCUGUGGAGCGACUCGAACUAAGUCCACUAGAGCAAGCUUUAAACUCACCCAAGCGUAACCCUGCCACGCGGCUCUAUGCUGGCAUCCGUUUGCACAGUUUCAUAUUUGAGUUUGCAGAAUUAUCUAAUAGUCUUUUUUUGGCUAAUAUUUUUAUAAGGUGGUUCUUAUUUAACUGUCUAGUUUUGAUAGAAUUUACCAGGUCUGGCUGAAUUAAGACAUGGGCACAUGUCAUGUUAGUGGUUUAAAUCCUCUUAUUUAUGGUUUUAACUCUGUAAGAAAAUUUAAAUAGGAAGAGACAAAAAAAUGCCUUAUGGAAAAACUAAAGCAAAUUCUUUAUAGGGAAAAAUAUGGGAAUUUGAUUACACAUAAAAGAUGAUGUUUAUUUAGAAAGAAGACAACAACAGCAACAAAAAAUCCUAGCCUCCAGUUGCCUUUUCCUUUCUUUAACUCCCCCUCUUGGUAAAUUACCAAACGGAUUGACUUUCAGCCUUUUGGGCUAGAUCCUAAGAGAGAGGCUCUUCUUACCGAGAUACCAACAUCAAGAAAGUUAAAGAAAACAAUGUAACGUAUGAAUGUGACUCACCAGUUUGUAUCAGCGAGUUCCUUUUUGUAACUGAAGGCGUGCACGGAUUGAUGAGGACUUCGUUCACAAGGAAAGCUGAGUGGAAGAGACGCCUUGAACCUGUGUGUCUCUGAUCUCCUGUCUCACUCCACGCUCAGGGUACAGAUGGGGACGGUGAGGAGACAGCAGUUGUCUGGGGGGCAGCGGCACUUCUGGGCCCUUGGCUUCCUGGGGGAUGGCCUCGGGGCUGGGACGAGGUGAGGGACCAGGGCUGGCCCUGAUCCACCCACCUGCUACUCCAGUCACACGUUGUAGACUUAAAAAUAAUCAUCUCUUAUUUUGGAGAGGAAGAAAAAAAAUCAUUCUCACACAAUGACUUAACAAAUAUGCACUAAUAUUACCGCCCUCUCCCCACCCGACCCACCACUGUCCAGCAAGUGUUAGGUCACAAAUCAGAGACGGAAACAACUUGCUUCUCCCCAGGGAACGUACCUCCCCCGAGUCCUGUGUCCGGCCCGCUCGCCUGGCAGGCGUUCCAGUCUCACUUUCCACCGUGGACUUCUAAAUUCAACUCCAAGGGCAGCUGACCACCUGGUGGUCCCUCCGAGGGGGGACGGGGCUCCUCCACCCCUCUCUCUGGUUCCAGAGAAGAUGGACCCUCAGCCCUGGGCGCGGGAGAGGUGUAAAACACCAGGAGGCGCAGGCUGAUCACAGCUGCCCGCUCAGGCCCUCUCUUGCUGCCUUUGGGAAAGAGCUCACCCGUGCUGCCCCGGAGGCUGCCAGUGGCUCCAGGAGCCACCUACCCAGAGCUCCUGCCCAGCCGUGCCUCUGCCAGAGCCGGAGAUGUGGGGCUGGACCGUGCGCUCUGAAGUCAUUCACGGCCUGGCCUCUUCCGGCUUGGGGGAGGGUGGAGCAGGGUGGGACUCGGGGCAGGAUGCUGCCCCAGGGAGGUGCUUUCACUCAGAUGGUGCACCCCGACCACCUCACAGUCAGCAGACCACUCGUCUCCGUGGGGCAGUGAUUCUUUUGUAACAGUCAGGCUCCUCCUGAUGUGACUCUGAGGCCCCAUUACAGCCACUGAGCCACCAAGGCCCAAGAAGACUCCUACCCCACCUACUGGCACAGGCCCCUCCCCAGGCGCCUUGACCCUGUUGCCCGCUGCACUGAUCGUGAAGCCACCGGCCGCUGCCAUGCAUGUUGUACACAUGCCAUCGAGCUCCCUCCUCAAGGGCACCGUGGUAGCGGGGGUCACCAAGCUGUUUUCUCAGUCCCAGGGGCCGGUGGCUGGUUUUGAACUUGUGUUGACUAUUGAUACUUAUUUACUGUAUAAAUAUAAUUUAUCAUUUGUAUCAUGA
Molecule: messenger RNA, 4654 nt
Organism: Equus quagga
Lineage: Eukaryota; Metazoa; Chordata; Mammalia; Perissodactyla; Equidae
Gene: EPN2
Product: epsin 2
Exons: 9
Coding region: 365-2116 (583 amino acids)
Biological process (GO): endocytosis
Cellular component (GO): plasma membrane; endosome; clathrin vesicle coat
Molecular function (GO): phospholipid binding; clathrin binding
Source: RefSeq, a predicted model, not a curated record